This is a messenger RNA of Rubroshorea leprosula, 2140 nucleotides long. The record is from the annotation of a GenBank genome assembly. NCBI's taxonomy places the organism in Eukaryota, Viridiplantae, Streptophyta, Magnoliopsida, Malvales, Dipterocarpaceae.
CCCCCGGAUUCUCCCAUUGCCAUUUUGUGAUCUUCAAUUGAAAUCUAAAAUUCCGGCCAGAAUCAAUUGAAAGAUGAGCAACAGAAGCCAGAAGAGCACUGCGCCGCCACCGGCCGACGAAGUGGAGCAGCUGCUGCAAGCAACUCAGGACGAGAUGCUGUUACAGCUCUCCAUCGACACUCACAUGUCUCGCGUAGCGCCCGCUUACCUCGAGUCCGAUCUCGAUCGCCGCUUCCAAGCCCUCAAAUCGAAACCCUCUGCUCGUCAGCCGCAAUCACGGCAAUCAUCAGCUCCCAAACAACAACAACAACAACAACAACAACAGAAUCGGCGGCAAGAGGCUGUUGUUGACGAUGUUGAUCAGGAACUGAGGAGUGUGUUGGGCGAUGAUCUCAGUGCUAGAUUUGCUGCUCUCAAGGCCUCCUCAUCUUCAUCUUCCUCUACCGCUAUAAAUGAUGUUCGUGCUGGCACCAAUGUGGCAAAUAGUCGUGCAGAUGAUGGUUUUGAGGAUCAUCAGGACGAUAAAGAGGAUGAGGUUGAGAAGGUAAUCCGAUGGGCUAUGGAUGCCGCCCGCCUUGAUCCGUCUCCUCCGUCCGAUGAUGAGGACGACCACAAUAAAGAAGAGUCAGAUGACAAUGACGAUGACGAUGACGAUGAUGAAGAUGAAGACGACCACAGAAAUAAAAAGCCAGUUAAAAAAUAGUAAGUGCUGGGUUUUUUUUUUCGUUUUUUAUGUACUCAAAUUAAAGUUCUAGAUAGUUUGAAAUGUUAUCAUCCAACUAGUUUUGCCUAAUGCAUCUUUGGAUAAUGCUGUAACUCUAACCUGUUAGUAAUCAAAGAUGCAAUACAAGGUUGCAGAAAGCAGUAGGCCACUGCCUGGCGUCUAGGCGUUACUUAGGCGCAAUCCAAGUGCUGUUAAGUGCACUAGGCAUUUUAUUUUUCUGCAAAAUAUGCCAAAAUAGAACAGCAAAUCUAAAAGAAUAGAAGAAAUGCCUAACUCUACUGCCGAAGGCCUAGGAAAGGCCGUAGAGCACUGCCUAGUGCUUAAGUGGUGCCUAAGGAGCGCCUAGGCAAGCUUUUUGCAACACUGGAUGUGAGCUAUGUUUCUUUGUUUUGAACAUAAAGCUGUGUGUUUAGCAGAGUUUGGAACAAAGGGGGUAAGAAGAAAGGUUCUUCUCUUUUAAAAGAUUGCUAAAUGAGAAGAUAAGGAAAUGAGGUAAAUCCCCUUGAAAAGAAGAAUAUUUUUAGGAGAAGGUUCCUAAUCUAUAACUUGGUUGGUGAUCAACUGAUCAUUGGUGAAGAUGAAGAAGAAGUUCUCCCUUUUAUGCACUGAUGUUUCUUUGUUACUUUUCAUUUUCCUGCAGGCAAAUUAUGUAUCCUUAAAUAAAGCCUGGAGACUUUGCUAUGCGCAAAAAUUUUUACCAUUAAGGCAGAAACUUUACAGAGCUUGUGUGUGUGCGUUCUGAGAGAUAAGUCUAAAUUGGAUUAAUAUACAUGCAAGAUUGAAACAAGAGUAUAGCCACAAAUGUUUAUUCUUUACAGAGUAUGGAUCUUUUGCAUUAUUGAAGUUGAUGCUUUCUAAAAUUUUUUUCUUUUUAGGUUUUCUUCGUUCCCCUUUUGCCUGUGGAGUCUUCUUUGUUGUUGUGACUUGGAAGAUCUAAGAUGCCUAGAUAAGAAUUCUUUGGUGUCCACGCUUCGGAAAUUAUUGAUGUAUAGUUAUGUUUUUCUCGGAGGUUUGCAGCUCCCUAUUUCCCUGGAUGAAUAUGUUGUCUUGUGCUGUUCCUUCCUGUCAAAAAGGGUGCAAGUCUAUUCCUUUUAUAGGUGUGGUUGAUGCUCACAAGAGUCAAAGAAUUAGGGAAGGAAAUUGUAUGAUUUUUUUGGUUGGGAUCCAUCCUUGUGAAGUUGAUUUUGGAUUUGCAAGGACUGGAGGGUCUAAUCCAUAGUUAUCAUUACCGUACUAUACUAGCUUAUAUGAUCGGUACAUAUCGGUUUUUAUAUUAAAUAAGGUAUAUGACUCAAUUUCAUUUCGGUCAAAUUUUAUCUGUAUUGGUUAAAUUUCAAUGUAUCGGCCGAUAUUUGGACGUACGGGCCAUUACACAACUCAAUUCAAAUUUAAAAAGAGUAAAUUUCAUUUUUGGUU